CCAUGGAGCGGCCCGGUAGCCCAGCCAAACUGAGGAAAAGACUCAGUCGGCCUGCCUAAAACCCUUACACGUCUCCGGCGGCCGGAGUUGAGCGCCGCCCCCAUUCCUCCGGCGCCGUCGCGAUGGCGUCCAUCCUGCCCCGGCUGCUCCUUCGCCGCCGAAGGACUCUGCAACCCGCCGCCGCGGGUCUACGCUCCCUACGGUUCGUCGCCUCGCCUCCUCUCGACGGUCCAAUCGCCAUCAGUUCCCCACGCCUCGGCGCACUGCUCGAGCGUUCCCGUGCUGCUGCUGGAUUCGCGACAGCUGCGCGGAGACAUUCCCCGGCGAGGCACGGGAGCACGGCGGUGACGCUGGACACGGACGGCGGCUUCGCGCGCUUCUCGGCCGGAGACGAACCGCGCACGACGCAACCGCAGGGGGAGAAGAAGCAGAAGAUGUCGAAGAAGUCCAAGGUGAACCAGCUCAAGUGGUUCCGCCUCAAGGCCAAGAAGAAGAUGAAGUCGCCCAACCCCGAGGUCCGGAUCAGAUACAAGCUCGACAAGGCGAAGAGGAAAGAGGAGUGGCUGAUCGAGAAGCUCCGGAAGUACGAGGCGCCCUGUAGGGGUCCGGCGCCGGUCCACGACCCCGAGAUUCUGACCGAGGAGGAGAAGUUUUACCUCAAGCGAACCGGGGAGAAGAAAAAGAACUACGUCCCCGUCGGGAGGCGAGGGGUGUUUGGCGGCGUGGUCCUCAACAUGCACCUCCACUGGAAGAGGCACGAGACCAUGAAGGUGGUUUGUAAGCCCUGCCGGCCUGGCCAGGUGUACGAGUACGCCGAGGAGCUGGCCAGGCUCAGCAAGGGGACUGUCAUAGAUAUUAAACCAGAUAAUACGAUUAUCUUCUAUCGUGGGAAAAAUUAUGUGCAACCGAAGGUUAUGUCGCCUCCUGAUACUCUGUCCAAGCAGAAGGCUUUGGAGAAAUAUAGGUAUGAACAAUCUCUUGAACAUACCAGUAAAUUUAUUGAGCAGCUGGAGAAGGAGCUUGAAGAUUACCAGAAGCAUGUUGAAUUAUUUAAGAAACGUGAGGGGGCUAUUGCUGAGGAGAUCAGUAACGAAGACACUGAUGGUGAUGAUCUCACAUCUAGCUCAGAUACUGAAUGAAUCUUCUUGAUCAAUUGGCACCUUGGCACAGAUCCUUUCACAAUGGAGAUUUGAUACUGCCCUAAAUCUGAGUGCAUCUGGUUUGCCAUCACUUUCCCAAAUUUUUGGUAGACAGGGUGUGGCAAGCAUUCGGUCUUCUCUAGCAGUGUACCCCACCUGUCAUAGACUGAGCUCUAAGAGUUGCAAUGAGAGAUACUGAAGUUCAGAGUCAGCAGCAUUUUGACGCAACAUGAGCUUUGGAUGCUUGUGUCGGCCGAGAUGAGUUGUGUUUGCAGCUUUCAUCAGAAAUGAGCUUCCUUGGAUCAUCACUAGUGAAAAUCAACUUGGGUGUCUUUUGGAGAAGGAUCUGCUCAAAUGGAAACAUUGUAAACUAUCUGUGAAAUGGUACAAGCACUGUUAAUUCUGUCAGAAGAAGAGAAUGGCACUGUGUAUUAAGGAAAAAGCCAACCGGAAACCAAUGUACUAGUUUUGAUGCCUACAGGCAUGUCUUGCCUACCGGAAACUAUCAUGUACCAAUUUUCAGAGUCUUCAGCAUCCAAACCAAUUGAAAUCAGAAGGAAGUAGUGUCCCAGCGAUGUACUAACCACUUGACUAGCAGCUCGUUGCCGUGAGCCGGCCAUUGAUAAUUGUGCCCAGAAUUGCGGGACUGGUGCGACAUCGGUCGAUUGGUUCCACGUGACAGGGACGCAGCAGCAGAAGAGAAGAAGCAUUAUUAUUCAGUGUCGAAGCCACCAUCUGCUACUCUGCUUGGUUGUGGUGCAUGCAGCCGGCCUGACUCUUUUGGUAUCAGCGGGCUGUACGUAAGACUGAGACGUCGGAUUAUUUCAGCUGGUGUUUGGAUAAGUUGGCACAGAGUCACGAUCCCUUGGGGUGUGUGUGGAAUCUAGAACAUGAUGAUUGGGGCUUGUCAUCAGAUUAGCAAGGAGGAGAAUCCUGCCUAACAUCAUGUGGCUGAUAAGUUUUUCAGGGCCCCGUGAUGCUUUAUCAAAUAUAUACGAGCAAACUGGGCCUAGUGGAAUUCUGAUUAUUUAUCAGGUAUCGACAGUUUACCAGUUGGGUUGGAUUAUACUAGUACAACAUUUGGCUGGAUUCUAUCGCACAGAAAGUCCAACGCGAGACCGUGAGUUGAUCAAAGAGAACAAAGGCUAAGGCACGAUAUGGCGGAGGGUGGAGCCGUUUGGCGUCAUGGUGGGUCUUGCAAGGUUAAUGCCUUAAUCUCUCUUGAAGAUGAAGUCGAGGAAGACGUGGGAGCAACCCCAUGUGAUGUGUGCGUGGGCGUGCGCUAAGAGUCUGUUUGACUGUAUGUGUUUUUCACCUGCUAUUAGGCGGUCUGAGAAGGCAUUUAGUUUUGGAUGAUUUGAGUUGAUGUAUUGUUACCCUCUUCAUCCCACUGUAGGUAUAGUAAGGUUGCUUCGAAUGCUAUUAGGCGGUCUGAGAAGGCAUUUAGUUUUGGAUGAUUUGAGUUGAUGUAUUGUUACCCUCUUCAUCCCACUGUAGGUAUAGUAAGGUUGCUUCGAAUUUGAUCUGUAGGUAUAGUAA
Lolium perenne is the source of this 2678-nucleotide messenger RNA. The record is from RefSeq and is a predicted model, not a curated record. Lineage: Eukaryota; Viridiplantae; Streptophyta; Magnoliopsida; Poales; Poaceae.